Darwinula stevensoni is the source of this 339-nucleotide messenger RNA. NCBI's taxonomy places the organism in Eukaryota, Metazoa, Arthropoda, Ostracoda, Podocopida, Darwinulidae. The record is from the annotation of a GenBank genome assembly.
AUGCUUUCCUCGAUCGCAGGGAAGUGCCUCCACAAAGUGGGAGUGAAACCGAGAGACUCCCGGGACGAGCUGGGACGCUGGCGGAUGUUCCCUUUCGACCCAGAGCAUCACCUCAUAUCCGGCCUCAUCGAAGAGUACAGCUGGUUAUGGAUCGACGCCUACUCCGCUCACGCGGAAGGACUGGGAUGCUGCUCGGACACGGCCGUCUCCUUCCAUUACGUCUCUCCCAAUCUCAUGUACAUUCUCGAGUACUUCAUCUACCAACUACGUCCCUAUGGCGUCGUGCCCUUCUCGCAGCGUGAUAUGAGCCGUAAUGACACGGGCAAGGUGGAUCCUUGA